AUGCUGCAAAGUACUACUGCAGGCCUUUUGAAUCUUUUUACUGAAAAGCUUUAUGUUACCGAUGUGGAGUAUUUGAGUGCACCGUUGAACAGUUUUUUCCGCCAUCCUCAAAGUUCGGUGCAUUUUCAAAUAAGUGAAAGUAAUUCUUCGGUGAAUGAUAAAACGCUGUUGCACACCGUCGGUGAGAUUCUGCGCUCGAAUAACGAAUGGCUGGUUUCGACCUCAGGUGAACGGGAUGGCAACUCCGUUUCGUACUACAACGUUCUGCUUGCCGAUAACUAUGACUUGCUGGAGGCCCUUCUCCGAAGCUUAACUCACGAGCAUUACGACUCGUCGGGGCGAAGCUUGCUUGUAGUUACGCGCGGUAGUCACUUGAAGUCGAUUCAAACGAUUAUGGUUACUCUCUGGGAACUGCGGAUGGUUAACGCAGUGUUAAUUGUGCAAAGUUCCGGAGAAGCAUACACCUACGAUCCGUACUCGAUUGGAGCGUGUGAGAUGAAUGAACCGAUCCUGCUGGAUCACUUCCAAGACGGUCGCUGGUCGAACCUGUCCGUGUGGUAUCCGGAACGGUUGAGAAACUUUAACGGUUGCCCGGUGAAGACAGGCACGUUCACGGCGAAACCGUUUUCCAUGGUACGCAAAACGGCAUCCGACGAUCUCGAGCGCUUUGGGCUGGAAGUUACGGUUGUGGAAAACGUUGCUAGACACUUCAAUUUCUCGAUCGAGUACCGUACACCGAGUGGAAGCGUCAAAUGGGGCCUGGCUCGGGCGUCCAACAGCACCGGCAUGAUGGGUAUGAUCCAGCGCGGCGAGGUCGAGUUCGGGUUCGGCUGUCUUGGGAUGAAUGUGUUUCGAAAUCGGUACCUAAAGAUGGGUACACCCAGCUUUCUUACACAGCUCACCAUGGCCGUACCGCCGGACAAGCCGUACACAUCGCUGGAAAAACUUUUCCAACCGUUCUCGCUGCCGGCAUGGCUGUGCAUCGUGCUGUGCUAUGCAAUCUUCGCCCUGCUGACGAUGCUGAUCUUCGACUCGAAGCUGGUGAAACCACCGGAGCGCUUCCCCAAUGCGGGUUAUAACGUAUGGGUGCAGCUAAUGGGAGGUCCCACCACGUGCAUGUUACGCCAGAACACCAGCAGGAUGAUCAUCAUAGGCUUCGUCCUGAAUGCGCUUGUGGUACGCACAAUGUAUCAGGCGGCCAUGUUCGAGCGUCUUCAGGCCCCGACGAAGUUGGGCACGCGGUUGAACACCUUUCAGGACAUCAACGAUGCAAAGCUGUCCUACUACAUGUACAUCACCACCUCGUUUUACUAUCUGGACAAUGCCCUGCUAAAAGACAGAAUCCGUAUUCUGAAGGACGAGAACAAGGACUGGGAUGAAAUCAUGCUCGACAUAUCGCAACACAAACUACCCGGCGUGUUCGUCAUUCCGCUCGAUUGCAUCGAGUACUACGUGAAAAACUUUGGCCACCGGGGUUUGGUGUUCGUCGGCAAGCACACCGGCAUCAACUAUAACAUGGGCCUGUACUACACGAAGCGGUCGCCCUUUGCCGUGCCGUUCAACGAGAUAAUCGGCCGGUUUCAGGCGGCGGGACUGAUGCACUCGUGGAAGGAACAGUUUCGCGAUAACCGUUACUGGACAAGUGUAAAGAGUCAACCGGAACCGGAGAGUCUCCAGUGGCGGCAAGUUUGCGGUUGCUUCUACCUGUGGGGCCUGCUGCUCGUCUUCUCACUGGCGGCGUUGUUUGGCGAGAUAACGAUGAGACAAUGA
Molecule: messenger RNA, 1770 nt
Organism: Anopheles coustani
Lineage: Eukaryota; Metazoa; Arthropoda; Insecta; Diptera; Culicidae
Exons: 2
Coding region: 1-1770 (589 amino acids)
Source: RefSeq, a predicted model, not a curated record